This is a messenger RNA of Scheffersomyces stipitis CBS 6054, 3354 nucleotides long. Its product is annotated as non-specific serine/threonine protein kinase. The transcript has a single exon. The coding region runs from base 334 to 3216 and encodes 960 amino acids. Gene Ontology annotation, cellular component: cytoplasm. NCBI's taxonomy places the organism in Eukaryota, Fungi, Ascomycota, Pichiomycetes, Serinales, Debaryomycetaceae. The record is from RefSeq and is a predicted model, not a curated record. Gene Ontology annotation, molecular function: protein serine/threonine kinase activity; ATP binding. Gene Ontology annotation, biological process: intracellular signal transduction; protein phosphorylation.
AUAUAGGCCAGCCUAUCUAAGUGAAGUAUUCCGUCCUACGACAUUCAUUGUCACUGUAAAGAUUCUGUUAAUCCAUAGGACUGGUUUUUCAUUCUCAUUCCAUAAAAGCCUACAACUUCACUUCAAUCUUCAAUUCUUACAUCUUCACAUUUCCAUUCUUAUUACAUAGCUUUUACCAUUAGCUUCCCAUCGGCCGUAUACCCAUCACACUCAUCGGAGCGAGCUAUUGCUACAGUUAUUGUCAUCCACAUCCACAUCUACUUUGUUUCAUUAUCAAAGUCUCAUUUUUCAGAGAGCCAUUCCUUUAAUUCUUCAAUCAUAAACAAUUCGUAAAUGAAUGGUGCUUCCCGAGUGAUCAGUGAUCAGAAUCAGCGAGCUCAACUAGCAGCGCAGUUCAACGAUUUCUACCUCCACAUAACACUGCCCAACGUCACCCAGAUUGGCAAUUAUCGUAUCAUCGAAGAGAUAGGCGAGGGAGCCUUUGGCAAGGUUUACUUGGCCAAGCAUGUCUUGCUUAACAUAGAAGUAGUCUUGAAAUGUGGACUAGUCGAUGAUCCCAAUAUUGUACGAGAGAUCUACUAUCACAAGCAGUUGAAACACAAGAACAUCGUAAGUCUCUACGAGGUUAUCAAAACAGAAUCGCAUCUCUGGCUCGUUCUCGAGUAUUGUCAGGGUGGGGAAUUAUUUUACUAUAUAUACGAGAAAAAGCGUCUAGAUUAUCGAGAAUGCCAGCACCUUUUCUUUCAGAUAGUUCUAGCCUUGAGACAUGUCCAUCUGCUUAAUCUAAGUCAUCGAGACUUGAAGCUAGAGAACAUCUUGCUUGCGGACAAAAAGAGGUCGAUUGUCAAGAUUACAGACUUUGGCUUUGUGCGGGAGUUUGAUCCUCUGAACAGGCGUUUUUUGUCGACUAUCUGUGGAACCACAGUCUAUAUGGCACCAGAGUUGUUGAAGAACGAGAAAUACUCAGGUUUUGCGAGCGAUAUCUGGGCUCUCGGAGUAAUUCUCUUUACUAUGAUAUAUGGUGAGAUGCCCUUUGAUGAAGAUGACGAUCUCAGAACAAAGUACAAAAUCGUCAAUGAAGAACCUUUCUACAGAGACAAUAUACCGCAACAUUUAGUCCAACUUAUCCAGAAGAUGCUAUCCAAAGAUCCCAACGAAAGACCGCAUCUCAACGACAUCUUGAACUCGCAGUUCUUGAUAGACAUCCACAACAAAUUCACCGAGAGAGACUCCAAAAAAUACAACGACACUGAGUCGAUCAUUUCUAUACAUCAGUACUACAGCAAUUGCGCCAGACCGUUCCAGUCUAAAGUAGAGAAAGAAAUCAUAAAAAGACUUCAGAAGUUGAACUUCGACAUAGACGAACUUCAAGCUUGUGUUUAUAGCAAUGAUAUGAAUUCGUUAACAGCUUUCUACGAGUUAAUGUUGACACAAGAGUUCUCCAAGAAGAAAAGGAAGUAUUAUAGAGAGAAGCAGAAAAAAUACUACGAGGCCAAAAGAACACUCCGCAAAUCAAGAAAGCGAGUUAAGAGUGCACUUUCGCUAUCUGACCUGAGUGUCACUGGUAAUGCUCCACCUUUAGAGAGAAUCAUUUCCAGUUUGAGUUUGUCGUCCAACAGAAAUGGUAGCCGUGCAGCGUUAAAUAAGACUGUAGAGUCGCGUAUGUCUUCAGAUGGUGCAGAAAGACGAAGUUCUCAUACCAGAACGGCUUCUGGCUCUGGGCCCACUUUACGAAUCGACAACAAUGGGCUAUUAAACGUGGGCUCUUCUCCAGGCUCGCCUACCUCUACCAGAUCACGAGGAGCUCCUGAUACACCACGAGAGAGAGAAAAUCUGCAUGCCACCGUAGAAACUGGCCCACCGUUGCAGAGAAUCGUAUCCUUUGUGCCCGAGGAUAAUCGAAGACGAUCUGAUAUUUCUGUGGUUGCAAGCAACGAGCCACUCAAGAAGAAGAUCAAGAACGGCAACUUCUUAAACAAGAUCCAGUUCUGGAAGAAAUCGAGAAAGGAAGAAGACUUGGACUCAAACUAUAGUGUCCAUUCCAGACAGUUCCCAAAAUCUUCAACUGACUACAGUAACGAAAAAAACGAAGACAGACCUCUAGAAAUCACCAUAAACCGUAGUUCACCUUCACGUGAUAUGAAUGACGUUAACAGUGGCUCUCCACAUGCAGAGCACAGACAUCUGGAAAGACAUUCAGGACCACUCAUGGAGAAUUUCACCUUGAAUCAGCCAGCUUUGACGAUGCGCAAAGAUGAUUCGAUUGAAGAUCCGGCAGUUUCCUUGACUUUAAACGAGACGAAUUCUCCUACACCACCAGUAACCGACCAAUCGGGUUCUCGAACUGUGAGAACCAGGCCGACUUCGAUGAUUUCACAGAUGAGUCAAGUGAGUCAUUUGAGUCAGAUGUCAACGAUGAUGUCGGAAUCGGAAUUAGAUAUCUUGGACGAAACGGAUACUAUGGACGAUGAAUAUGACGAUGACGACGACGGAGCCUAUGAGUCGAGUUUGAACAUCUCGCAAGACUUCACCAGACAUCUGUCGACAGCCAUGACGCCGACGUCGAGUUUUGGAGCGAAUGCGCAGCUGAAGUAUGCUUCUGCAAAGAAGCGGCCCGGAUAUAAGCGUAAUGGAUCUGAUUUCUCGCUCAAAUCAGGGUCUACUUCUUAUAAGCACAACAAGAAGUUCUCACUCAGCCAAUUGUCUUCCAACUCGUCUGAAGAGUCUUCUAUCAAGUCCAAUAGCAACUUCGUGGCACCAAUACCUACUAAGCCGACAAUAGCAUCGACAUUAAACGGUGACUUGGACGGCACAUUGACUCCAACACAUAUUGCCAGAGCCAACUCGCCAGAUUUGGCGAAAGGUAAGACGAAAAAGCGUUGGAAUCCGAUCUUUUCUGACAACAUUACUUCCAACUCUUACAACCAGUCUAGUUCUCCAUUGUAUGGAAACGGUCAGAUGAUGGACUAUAGAGCUCAUUCGCCACCACCAAAUAAGAUGAACACCAAAUACCCUGUUAAGACACUAUUUGACCAAAAGAAGCAGGCGAAGACUCUGCCCUCUCCUGGAUAUGUAUCCGGGCCACUGCCCAAAGAUGCAGCUAGGAGUGAUACCAGAUGGGAGCCUAACUUCGUGUCCACAUCAGUGGUGGGGUCAUUUACAGCGCCAAAGUCGGGCUUUGAGCCGGUGAAUGAAGAGGAUGAGAAUGAAUACUAAAAUGGGAUUCUUAUAGAUGUACAAAGUUCAAGUAGUUUGUAUGGCUGCGAAAUAUAGAACAGUGAGGAAGUGACUGUGUAUGUAUUCUUUAAAGCCGUCAGCGAAACAGUCAAGCAAAUAGUAAUGUUUAAGAGCGAU